AUGCAGCUGGCAGUGGCUCUGCUCUGCCUCCUGAGCUUCUCCGGCGAGCUUUUGAUGCCCCUGUGUGAGGGGUGUGUGCAGGCCGAUAAGAGAGCGCUUCUGGACAUCUACAGCCAGCUCUCCACGCUGCCGCACAUCGACUGGGACUGGUCGGACUGGGACUGGGUUGACGGACAUUGCUGCCUGUGGCCGGGGGUGACCUGCAGCAACUCCCGCCCCGCCCGUGUGACGGGCCUCGAUCUUGGUGCAAACGUUCCUUCCCCGUGCCUCCUCAACGCUACUAUGUUCCUUCCCUUGCAAGAGCUGCAGACCCUGUCCCUGGAUCUAAAUAUCAAGGGAUGCAUACCUGGUGCAGGAUUUGAUGUGUGGUCAAAAUUGCGGAAACUAACAAGCCUUGAUCUAGCUGGAAAUAUCUUAAGUGACUACAGCAUCUCAUCCUUAGUUGCAGUUUCGUCACUACGGCGCCUGUUCAUCAGUUCAAAUGACUUGACCUCCCCCAUGGCGAUCCAACAUUUGAGUACAAUGAAGCUGGAUACCCUUGAUCUAAGCGAUAAUGCAUUCAACGGCACCUUACCAACAGGUAUUUGCAACAUGGAAAAUCUUGAAGAAUUACAUCUUCGUAGUAGUACGUUGUUUGGAGAGCUUCCAUCGUGCAUAGGGAAUCUUACUUCUCUCAGAAUUCUUGAUCUGUCAAAUAAUCUAUUUACGAUAAAGUUUCCCUCUCUUAGCUUUGCCCAUUUGACUUCAUUGGUGAAGCUUUCCCUCUCCAAUAACAAUCUUGAAGGAGUUCUCUUCCUAGGUUCCUUGUCAAACAGUAGCCAACUGACACAUCUGGAUCUUUCAAGCAGUGGUAACCAUUUUCAAGUGGAAACUGUGACUCCAACAAUGAGCCUGUCAGCUCAGCUCCAGGUUAUGAUACUGCCAAAUUGUAACCUUAAUGGCAAUCCUGCCGUUAUAUUAAGUUUCUUAUCGCACCAACAUGCAUUAGAAGCUGUUGAUAUCUCUAAUAACAACCUAAGCGGCCACUUCCCUUCAUGGUUGAUAGAGAAAAAUGUGAACCUGUCACAUCUAAAUCUGCAAGGCAACUCCUUUAGUGGAAGUGUUCUUCUUCCAUCCAAAGUACACGACAGUCUGUACUGGCUUGAUGCAUCUCAUAAUAGACUAAGCAAAUUACCUACGGGCAUCAACAUCACAUUCCCAAAUCUGUACUAUUUUUCCGCCUUUAAUGGAAGCAAGUCCAAUAUCCGUUCUUUGUUCCUGUCUGGCAACAAUUUCUAUGGUUCAUUCCCUCAAGGCAUACUAUUAGGUUCCAUCUACCAUCUACUACUCAACGAUAACCAAAUCACCGGGGAAAUCCCUGAUAAUAUAUGUCUUGGUCAGCAACUUACUUUGCUUGAUGUUAGCAGUAACAAGUUGACUGGAUCUCUCCCUACUUGCAUACAUGCACUCGAAAAUAUUGCCAUCUUGAAUCUAAGAGGCAAUUCAUUGGGUGGUUCGAUCCCGCUGAAAUUAUGCCACCUUAAAAAUCUUGUGUUCCUCGAUAUGUCAAAAAACAACCUUUCCGGUCCAGUGCAAUGCUUACCCAGUUUGCAGUAUCUUCACCUGAGUGAAAAUCGACUAAAUGGAACGUUCCCUUUCCCGUUGUCCUCGGGAACUGAUACAUACACAAUGGAUCUACGGCAGAACCAAUUCAGUGGAAUCCUUCCAGAAUUGAUGCACAAGUCCUUUCCAAAGCUAAAAAUAUUGUUGCUCGAAGGAAAUAUGUUUGAAGGACUGAUUCCAAAUGAUAUAUGUCACUUAAGGUAUUGGCGUCUACUAGAUCUGUCUCAUAAUAAGCUCUCUGGACAGCUACCUUCAUGCCUGAGCAAUAUGGGGUUAGAUGGUGAUUUGUAUAGCUUCCUAUACAAUGACUCAGAUACUUCAGUAGUAAUGAAUCACACCAAUGACUAUGAUAUUGGGAGCGUAGUAGGUAUUUCUCCCGUGCCUGAAUUUUUCAUAGGACCAGACCAAGAAGAAUUCAUGACCAAGAGCAGGCAAGACAAAUACAAGGGAAACAUCCUCAGUUACAUGUCUGGACUUGACGUCUCUUCAAACCAGUUGGAAGGAUACAUUCCUAAAAGUAUAGGUGACAUGAAAUGGUUACGGGCACUGAAUUUUUCCAACAACUGCUUUCAUGGACCAAUACCAGAUUCCUUGUCACAUUUAAGUAAUCUCGAGAGCUUGGAUCUGUCGCACAACAACUUGACAGGUCAAAUACCACAAGAGUUGGUAGAACUACAUUCUUUGGAGGUAUUCACUGUGGCGUACAAUAACUUGUCCGGCCCUACAUUGGGUAGAAACGGACAAUUCAUCACAUUUGAUGAGAGGAGCUAUGCAGGCGAUCCGUAUCUCUGCGGACCACCACUGCUGAAGAGUUGCUUUGAUGCACCGUCGAUUCUUCAGCCUGAAGAACAUGAAGAUGAUAGUAAACUUGCCAACCUGGCACUAUUCAGUUUUUCAGUGUUGUGCUACCUGAUUGGUUUCUGGACCUCCUUGGUUGUGCUUUAUUUCAAGAGAAGAUGGCGCUGGUCAUGGUUUUCAGCAGUGGACAGGCUUGGUGACAUUCUGAUGGUUAGGUCAGCUUUAUGCAUGAGAAGGUUUAACCGCACCGACUGACCCUUCUUGA
This is a messenger RNA of Triticum aestivum (bread wheat), 2665 nucleotides long. Its product is annotated as receptor-like protein 15. NCBI's taxonomy places the organism in Eukaryota, Viridiplantae, Streptophyta, Magnoliopsida, Poales, Poaceae. Gene Ontology annotation, molecular function: protein binding. The transcript has 5 exons. Bases 1 to 2655 code for a protein of 884 amino acids. The record is from RefSeq and is a predicted model, not a curated record.